UCUCUGUGUCCUUUCAGUCGUGCGGGCCCCGCGACAGCGAGGCGGCCAGGACUGGCGUGUCGCUCCCUCCACGCCCCAUUCUUCCCCUGGGCUCCAACCGGCCGCAGCUGCGUUCCGAAGCCCGGGCUCCCGCGGGAUUGACGCGCUGGGGGAGGAGCGGUUUCUCGCUGCGCGCCUCUCAGGAGCAUUACGGCAGGGCUCGUUCCCGGCUCCGGCCGCCAGCCCCAGCCUCCCCGGUCCGGAGCUGGGACUGGCGGAGGCCGCGAGGGAGGGAGCGCGAGCGAGGAGGCACGCGCCCGCCCGUCCGCGCCCAGACCGCCGCCGCCGCCGCCUUAGCAGCCAUGGCCGAGCGCCGCGCCUUUGCCCAGAAGAUCAGCAGAACUGUGGCUGCUGAAGUCAGGAAGCAGAUCUCUGGACAAUACAGUGGUUCUCCUCAACUGCUCAAAAACCUCAACAUUGUUGGCAAUAUAUCCCAUCAUACCACAGUGCCCCUUACUGAAGCAGUGGACCCAGUGGAUUUGGAAGAAUACCUCAUUACUCAUCCUUUAGCUGUGGAUUCUGGACCUUUAAGGGAUUUGAUUGAGUUCCCUCCAGAUGAUAUUGAAGUUGUUUAUAGUCCUAGGGACUGCAGAACCCUGGUGUCAGCUGUACCUGAAGAAAGUGAAAUGGAUCCACAUGUUAGAGAUUGUAUAAGAAGUUAUACAGAGGACUGGGCAGUCGUGAUCAGAAAAUAUCAUAAACUGGGAACAGGAUUUAAUCCUAAUACAUUAGAUAAACAGAAAGAAAGGCAAAAAGGUUUGCCAAAACAGGUCUUUGAAUCCGAUGAAGCUCCAGAUGGCAACAACUACCAGGAUGAGCAAGAUGAUCUUAAAAGACGUUCAAUGUCAAUAGAUGAUACUCCAAGGGGUAGCUGGGCCUGCAGUAUUUUUGACUUGAAAAAUUCACUUCCUGAUGCUUUGCUUCCCAACUUGCUUGAUCGCACUCCCAAUGAAGAAAUAGACCGUCAGAAUGAUGACCAAAGGAAAUCGAACCGCCACAAGGAACUCUUUGCUCUGCACCCAUCACCAGAUGAGGAGGAGCCAAUAGAACGACUUAGUGUUCCUGAUGUGCCCAAAGAGCACUUUGGUCAGAGACUUCUUGUAAAAUGUUUAUCACUCAAGUUUGAAAUUGAAAUUGAACCCAUUUUUGCAAGUUUGGCUUUAUAUGAUGUCAAGGAAAAGAAAAAGAUUUCAGAAAACUUUUAUUUUGACCUUAAUUCUGAGCAGAUGAAAGGAUUAUUACGUCCCCAUGUACCACCUGCUGCCAUUACCACCUUGGCAAGAUCAGCUAUUUUUUCUAUCACUUAUCCUUCACAAGAUGUUUUUCUUGUAAUAAAGCUAGAAAAAGUCCUACAGCAAGGUGACAUCGGAGAGUGUGCAGAACCAUACAUGAUUUUCAAAGAAGCAGAUGCCACAAAGAAUAAGGAAAAAUUGGAGAAGCUGAAAAGUCAAGCUGAUCAGUUUUGUCAAAGACUUGGGAAAUAUCGCAUGCCUUUUGCUUGGACUGCAAUCCAUUUAAUGAAUAUUGUAAGCAGUGCGGGGAGUUUGGAAAGAGAUUCUACAGAGGUGGAAAUAAGCACUGGCGAACGAAAAGGGUCUUGGUCAGAGAGGAGGAAUUCUAGUAUUGUUGGCAGACGAUCCCUCGAAAGGACAACAAGUGGAGAUGAUGCUUGUAACUUGACCAGCUUUCGACCUGCUACUCUCACAGUGACGAAUUUUUUUAAGCAGGAAGGAGACCGCCUAAGUGAUGAAGAUCUGUACAAAUUUCUUGCUGAUAUGAGAAGGCCAUCUUCUGUUUUACGGCGACUAAGACCUAUUACAGCUCAGCUGAAGAUAGACAUUUCUCCUGCACCUGAAAAUCCCCAUUAUUGCCUAACUCCAGAGCUACUUCAAGUGAAGCUUUACCCAGACAGUAGGGUUAGACCUACCAGAGAAAUUUUGGAGUUUCCUGCCAGGGAUGUCUAUGUUCCAAACACUACUUACAGAAAUCUUCUCUACAUAUACCCUCAGAGUCUCAAUUUUGCCAAUCGUCAAGGUUCUGCAAGAAAUAUAACAGUGAAAGUACAGUUCAUGUAUGGGGAGGAUCCAAGCAAUGCCAUGCCGGUAAUCUUUGGUAAAUCUAGCUGUUCAGAAUUUUCAAAGGAAGCCUAUACAGCCGUAGUAUAUCAUAACAGGUCUCCUGAUUUUCAUGAAGAAAUCAAGGUUAAACUCCCUGCUACUUUAACUGACCAUCAUCAUUUGCUUUUUACUUUUUAUCAUGUUAGUUGUCAACAAAAACAAAAUACUCCUCUUGAAACUCCUGUUGGAUAUACAUGGAUACCGAUGCUUCAGAAUGGACGAUUAAAGACUGGGCAGUUUUGCCUACCAGUCUCACUGGAAAAACCACCACAGGCUUAUUCUGUACUGUCUCCUGAGGUUCCUCUACCUGGCAUGAAAUGGGUAGAUAAUCACAAAGGUGUUUUUAAUGUUGAAGUUGUUGCUGUUUCAUCUAUCCAUACACAAGAUCCUUAUCUCGACAAAUUUUUUGCUCUGGUCAAUGCUCUGGAUGAACACAUGUUCCCAGUCCGAAUUGGAGACAUGCGUAUAAUGGAAAAUAACUUAGAAAAUGAAUUGAAGAGCAGUAUUUCAGCAUUGAAUUCAUCUCAGUUAGAACCAGUGGUCCGAUUUCUUCAUCUUCUGCUUGAUAAACUGAUACUUUUAGUUGUUAGACCUCCUGUCAUUGCUGGCCAAAUAGUUAAUCUAGGUCAAGCAUCUUUUGAAGCCAUGGCAUCAAUUAUAAAUCGGCUCCACAAAAACUUGGAAGGAAAUCAUGACCAGCAUGGCAGGAACAGCCUUCUCGCAUCAUACAUCUAUUACGUUUUUCGCCUACCAAAUACUUACCCUAAUUCACCAUCACCAGGUCCUGGGGGUUUGGGAGGAUCAGUGCAUUAUGCCACAAUGGCUAGAUCUGCUGUGAGACCUGCAAGCCUUAAUUUAAAUCGUUCUCGGAGCCUUAGUAAUAGUAACCCAGAUAUAUCUGGGACUCCCACGUCACCAGAUGAUGAAGUACGGUCAAUCAUCGGCAGUAAGGGUUUAGAUCGCUCCAAUUCCUGGGUUAACACUGGUGGUCCAAAAGCUGCCCCAUGGGGAUCCAACCCCAGUCCAAGUGCAGAAUCAACACAGGCUAUGGAUCGAAGUUGUAAUCGUAUGUCUUCACACACAGAGACGUCAAGUUUCUUACAAACAUUAACGGGACGCUUACCAACUAAAAAGCUUUUUCAUGAGGAGCUGGCUUUGCAGUGGGUUGUCUGCAGUGGCAGCGUUCGGGAAUCGGCUUUGCAACAAGCCUGGUUCUUUUUUGAAUUAAUGGUAAAGAGCAUGGUGCAUCAUUUAUAUUUUAAUGAUAAACUUGAUGCACCAAGGAAAAGUCGUUUUCCAGAACGUUUCAUGGAUGACAUUGCUGCUCUUGUCAGCACAAUUGCUAGUGAUAUAGUUUCACGAUUUCAGAAGGACACAGAAAUGGUUGAGAGACUCAACACAAGCCUUGCAUUCUUUCUCAAUGAUCUGUUGUCUGUUAUGGAUAGAGGAUUUGUCUUUAGCCUUAUUAAGACCUGCUAUAAACAGGUAUCUUCAAAGCUUUAUUCAUUACCAAAUCCAAGUGUGCUGGUGUCCUUGAGACUGGAUUUUCUGCGAAUUGUCUGCAGCCAUGAGCACUACGUUACAUUGAACCUGCCCUGCAGCCUGCUUACUCCACCUGCAUCACCAUCACCUUCUGUUUCUUCUGCAACAUCUCAGAGUUCUGGAUUUUCCACAAACAUACAAGACCAGAAGAUUGCAAAUAUGUUUGAAUUAUCUGUGCCUUUCCGCCAACAGCAUUAUUUGGCAGGACUUGUGUUAACAGAGCUGGCUGUCAUUUUAGACCCUGAUGCUGAAGGACUGUUUGGAUUGCACAAGAAAGUCAUCAAUAUGGUACACAAUUUACUGUCCAGUCACGACUCAGACCCACGGUACUCUGACCCCCAGACAAAGGCGAGGGUGGCCAUGUUGUAUCUACCUCUGAUUGGCAUUAUCAUGGAAACUGUUCCUCAGCUCUAUGACUUUACAGAAACUCACAAUCAACGAGGAAGACCAAUUUGUAUAGCCCCUGAUGACUAUGAAAGUGAGAGCGGAAGCAUGAUAAGCCAGACCGUUGCCAUGGCAAUUGCAGGAACAUCAGUUCCUCAGCUAACAAGGCCUGGCAGCUUCCUCCUUACAUCAUCGAGUGGCAGGCAACACACUACCUUUUCGGCAGAAUCCAGUCGGAGCCUUUUGAUUUGUCUACUUUGGGUUCUCAAGAAUGCAGAUGAGACGGUUCUACAAAAGUGGUUUACAGAUCUCUCAGUCCUACAGCUAAACCGGCUACUAGAUUUGCUUUAUCUCUGUGUAUCUUGCUUUGAGUACAAAGGAAAGAAAGUAUUUGAAAGAAUGAAUAGUUUGACCUUUAAGAAAUCAAAAGACAUGAGAGCAAAGCUUGAAGAAGCUAUUCUUGGGAGCAUAGGUGCUAGGCAAGAAAUGGUGCGCCGAAGCCGAGGACAGCUUGGUACGUACACAGUAUCUUCUCCUGAGAGAAGCCCAUCUGGAAGUGCCUUUGGAAGUCAAGAAAAUCUGAGGUGGAGAAAGGAUAUGACUCACUGGCGUCAAAACACUGAGAAGCUUGACAAAUCAAGAGCAGAGAUUGAGCAUGAAGCACUGAUUGAUGGAAAUCUGGCUACUGAAGCAAACCUAAUCAUUUUGGAUACAUUAGAGAUUGUUGUCCAGACAGUUUCUGUAACAGAAUCCAAAGAGAGCAUCCUUGGUGGGGUACUGAAAGUCUUACUGCAUAGCAUGGCCUGUAACCAAAGUGCAGUUUAUCUACAACACUGUUUUGCUACACAGAGAGCCCUGGUUUCAAAGUUCCCCGAACUCUUGUUUGAGGAAGAAACGGAGCAGUGUGCGGACCUGUGCCUGCGCCUUCUGCGGCACUGCAGUAGCAGUGUCGGUCCGAUUCGGUCCCAUGCUGGCGCCUCACUGUACCUCCUCAUGAGACAGAACUUUGAGAUCGGGAAUAACUUUGCUAGGGUUAAAAUGCAGGUAACCAUGUCACUGUCAUCCUUGGUGGGCACAUCUCAAAAUUUUAAUGAGGAAUUCUUAAGACGUUCUCUAAAGACUAUAUUGACAUAUGCUGAAGAAGAUCUGGAAUUGAGGGAAACAACAUUUCCUGAUCAGGUUCAAGAUUUGGUUUUCAAUCUCCAUAUGAUCCUUUCUGAUACCGUUAAAAUGAAGGAACACCAGGAGGAUCCUGAAAUGUUGAUUGAUCUAAUGUACAGAAUUGCCAAGGGCUACCAGACCUCUCCAGAUCUGCGACUGACCUGGUUGCAGAACAUGGCGGGCAAACACUCAGAACGAAGCAACCAUGCCGAAGCUGCCCAGUGCCUGGUCCACUCAGCAGCACUUGUCGCUGAAUAUCUGAGCAUGCUGGAGGACCGCAAAUAUCUUCCUGUAGGAUGUGUAACAUUUCAGAAUAUUUCAUCUAAUGUUUUAGAAGAAUCUGCAGUCUCAGAUGAUGUUGUAUCUCCAGAUGAAGAAGGUAUCUGCUCUGGAAAGUACUUUACUGAGUCAGGACUCGUGGGAUUACUGGAACAAGCAGCUGCUUCUUUCUCUAUGGCUGGCAUGUAUGAGGCAGUAAAUGAGGUUUACAAAGUACUUAUUCCUAUUCACGAAGCUAAUCGGGAUGCAAAGAAACUAUCCACAAUUCAUGGUAAACUUCAAGAAGCAUUCAGCAAAAUUGUUCAUCAGAGUACUGGCUGGGAGCGGAUGUUUGGCACCUAUUUUCGUGUUGGUUUUUAUGGAACCAAGUUCGGGGAUUUGGAUGAACAGGAAUUUGUUUACAAGGAGCCUGCAAUAACCAAACUUGCAGAGAUCUCUCACAGAUUGGAGGGAUUUUAUGGAGAAAGAUUUGGAGAGGAUGUGGUUGAAGUAAUCAAGGACUCUAAUCCUGUAGACAAGUGUAAAUUAGAUCCUAACAAGGCAUAUAUUCAGAUAACCUAUGUGGAGCCGUACUUCGACACAUACGAGAUGAAGGACAGAAUCACCUAUUUUGACAAAAACUAUAAUCUUCGCCGUUUCAUGUACUGUACGCCCUUCACUUUGGAUGGCCGUGCCCAUGGGGAACUUCAUGAACAAUUCAAACGGAAGACCAUUCUGACUACUUCUCAUGCCUUUCCUUAUAUUAAGACAAGGGUCAAUGUCACUCACAAAGAGGAGAUCAUCUUAACUCCAAUUGAAGUUGCUAUUGAAGACAUGCAGAAAAAGACCCAGGAGUUGGCAUUUGCAACACAUCAGGAUCCAGCAGACCCCAAAAUGCUUCAGAUGGUUCUCCAGGGGUCUGUAGGCACAACAGUGAAUCAGGGGCCUUUGGAAGUUGCCCAGGUUUUUCUGUCUGAAAUACCCAGUGACCCAAAGCUCUUCAGACAUCAUAAUAAACUACGACUGUGCUUCAAAGAUUUUACUAAAAGGUGUGAGGAUGCCUUAAGAAAAAAUAAAAGCUUAAUUGGGCCAGAUCAAAAGGAAUAUCAAAGGGAACUGGAGAGAAACUAUCAUCGCCUUAAAGAGGCCUUACAGCCUCUGAUAAACAGAAAGAUCCCGCAGUUAUACAAGGCAGUAUUACCUGUCACCUGCCACAGAGAUUCCUUUAGUCGGAUGAGCCUGCGCAAAAUGGAUCUUUAAAAUAAUGCACUUGUCUUAUUCAUUUGAAGAGAGCCAUGUAUUCAACACUGAGUAUGAAAAGAAGAUUUAUUGAAAAAGACAACUUGGGGCUUAAUUCUGGAAAUUCUGGCAUUAAUUUACUACUCAUUGAAGAACGCAGUGGCCAAAACAGUAUCAAAAGUAGAUCACUGAAGUUUGAGAAUCAUGGCCAUGGUUUCUCAUGUUCUGGUAAUAUGCUGUUAUCUUUUUUUAAGACUCAAAAGUAAUGACUCACUAUACAUUUACUAUUAUUUAUACCAUAGCUAAUGUUAAAUUUAUUUACUUUAAGUUUGUAUUUUUUAAUUUAUAUUACCAUUUAUAGAUUCAUUUUGGAACCAUUUUAAAUGUAGUAAUGCUUAUUUUAAAGGUACUAUUAAAUAUGUGAACGUUUACACUAAUUUUACCGAGUGAGACUUUAAAAAUUUUUGUUGACAAAAGCAGAGAAUCUUGAAUUAAGAACUAGUUCCAAAACUAGCAAAGUUCUAAAAAUGAAAAUUGACAUUGUGCGGGCCAAAGAGCCCCAAAUUAAAUAAAUGAAUAAAUGGGUAGUAGAUAGAUACUGGUAACUGGUUUGUGAAGUCUUAAAACAGGUUUCUAAGGUAUUUUCCAUUUAGAAACCAAAGAAAGGGAUUCAGGAUAAACUGCAGAGUAAUUUUACCUAACUAAACUUUUGUCUGUAAGUAACAGUUGAAUACUGGGAUAGCUGCUACCAGUCACAGUAGCUUAAUCUUUGACUCUCAAUCUUGUUACACUGAUAGUAGUAUGAACUUCAUGACUCUCAGCAACUAAAGUGAAUGAUUCCUAUGUUUCAGAUUAAACAAGCCAGUCAUUUUAUGAGUUUGGUCAUCUAAACUGGAAAACUAGAAAUCUGCUUUAGAGCUAUCUUACAUCACCACAGAAAUGACACUGAGAAGCUGGUGUUCGAUUUUAAUCUACCAGUUGAAUGAAAAGUUUUAUUUUUUAACGCUUGUAUAGACUUUAUAAAGUAUAUGUAAAAGAUAAAAUUAGCUGUUUUAAUUGAAAUUAAGAACUAAUUUAAAAUAACUUUGACAUGAAAAACUAAGGCAAAAAUCUUUUUGAAAAUAUUUAUUCCAAUUACUUGGCAAGUUUAUCCAAGAAACUACGUAUUAAUGAUUUUUGGAAGUGUUUUCAACAAUUUUUUUGUGUGUAGUAAUAUAGCUUAUAGAAAGGCAUCAUUUUUAAGCUGUCCCUUUGAUCUAUUGACCAGUGACAUGAAUCACUUAAAAACUGAUUAAAUAUGGUGCCUUCAUUCUGUAGUUGAUGUUGAAACAAGAUCUCAAAAAUACCUGCUUUUCCUGAGACCAUAGGGGAUGGUUGAUCUCCUUUCUCCAGCCUACCUUUAUAACUGGCACUAUUAUGUCAAAUUCAUCUUACCUACAUCAAUUCAAAGACUGAAUCACAAAAAGAUUUUUCAGAUGAGUCAACAGUGUUGGACCAGAAGGGCUGAGGAGUCAGAAAGGCAUAACCUCAAAAACUUGGGGACAGAGGAUCCACAUGAACAAUAAGGAAAGACAAGGAGUCAAGAAUGGAAAUUCAUUAAACAAAAAUAAGGUAACAAGUACUCUCUCCUCUUUAGGGCAAGGGAUGGGGGAGGUGUACUUAAGGGAGAGAAUAUUAAGUAAUCCCUAGGUCAUUACUCAUUAGAUUAUAUUACGUAAGAGCUUGGAAUAGUUCACAUAAAUCUCAGUGACAGUAUCAAAAACUCUAGAAUUUAUAUAAUUAUGAUUUAAUUACCAUGCAAUACUGUUUUCUGACUUGAAUAAAAACAGGCUUCCUCUGAGAACAAUGGUAUAAUACUAAACACUUCCUUAAUUCCCACAUACUUCAGUUUUCUUAAAACAUAAACUUUCUCAUAUCAAGAAUCUAUACCAAGUUCUUAACAUUGGCUGUCUCUUGAGUAUGAGGCCCAGGCUCUAUCCUAAAAGUACUCCAUCAGAAGCUUAUGAGUAGUGUUCAGGGCUGUUGCAUUUUAAAAGUUCCAUUAAUGAUUCUUUCUCUAUCAGAAACGGGCUGUUUCUUUUUAAAAGAAGUUCGAUUAGUGAUUCUGAAUGUAGAAUGAAGUGAGGACCGUGAUGUUUUAUAUCACACCAUCUUGUGGAAGAAUAUAUAUUAGACAUGAUUUAACUGUGUGAUUAAUUUAUUAGUUGACAGGUACUCUUGUUGAAAUGGGGGUAUAAAAGUGUUAUUCUAAUAGCAUUUAUAUAUUCUUUAGGUAAUUGAUCAUUUACCAAUUUAAUAUACAUUUAGAAUGAAAAUUUAACCACAUUUUUGUGUGUGCACAAAGCAUCAUCUUUACAGAUUCUGUAAAGUUAUGUCUACUUUAAAGGACAACUAGAAUGCAACAAUUUUUACUAUAAACUUUUAAGUAUGACACCGUGGAUGGACUAAGCAGUUUCUAUUCGAAAAGUCUCUUCACCUCCAACUCUCACAGUAUUAUUAAAGGUAAUUAUGCAUGUUUAUUCUCUUCUAGGUUUGUGUGUGUAUGUAUAUAUAUAUUAUACAUACACAUACAUUUUCUUAAAAGAACUCAGCUAUAGUUACGGUAAAAAAAAUAUACAAGUAAAAAUGAGCAGUUAUAUACAUAGUUGUUAAGCAGUUUAAAUUUUAUUGACCUCCCGGUUUUUAAAAAAAGUUAAAUUUAAGGUCACACCUCUAAAUUUGAUAUACUAUAUACAGAUCGUGCAGAAUAUGACUAUGAAGAGAUACAAAUUAGUCCAUGCCCAAAAAGAUUUAC
This is a messenger RNA of Zalophus californianus (California sea lion), 9534 nucleotides long. It is a transcript of the gene DOCK7, whose product is annotated as dedicator of cytokinesis 7. Lineage: Eukaryota; Metazoa; Chordata; Mammalia; Carnivora; Otariidae. Gene Ontology annotation, biological process: axonogenesis; small GTPase-mediated signal transduction; positive regulation of GTPase activity. The record is from RefSeq and is a predicted model, not a curated record. Gene Ontology annotation, molecular function: guanyl-nucleotide exchange factor activity. The coding region runs from base 342 to 6761 and encodes 2139 amino acids. The transcript is spliced from 50 exons.